GCUUGACUCCAUUAUUCUCAAUUUAGUUCGUUUUAAUUACUAUAAAUCGCUGUGCAGGCCCUUGAAGAAGCACAUCUUCAAGAUGAUGUCGUUUAUGAUAAUUCUUGGGGUUAUUGCUGGGACGGCAGUAGCCAUGCCCACAAAAGGGCCCCAGUGCUUUGGUGAGGGUAGGUUCCCUAACCCCAAUACUUGUGGUGGCUUCUUCGACUGUAUACCUGAUGGCACUGGGGGCUAUGAAAUGUCUUUUGACGACUGUAAUGGAUUUGUCUACAACACCACCUCCAGGACGUGUAGCAGUGAAAGAGAAUGUCGCUCCCGAAGUGAGCGGAGUGUUACUACAGCAUAUCCCAGGUACUCCUACUUGUGUGAAGGUCAGCCUGAUGGCUUCGUGUGUGCUGACUGCAGGACCAUGGUCAUGUGUGUAAAAGGGCAGGCCUUUGUCCGCCAGUGCACCAGCGCAAGAUCCUGCAGUAUUAAAACCACCUUUGGUGGUGCAGUGUGCUACCCAGGGCUUCCGGCUGAAUGUACCUGCCAGAGUGGAGACACGUUUGUCCGUGAUCUCUAUGACCCACAGAAGUUCUUUAGCUGCUCCUCCACUGGAUCAAUCCCCGAAAACCACGUGUGCCCUGAUGGCAUGGUAUUUGAUGAGACCCUUAAUCAGUGCCGCAACCAAGCCAGCCUUCCAGCUUGUGGACGGCCUGGUGUCUUUGCAAAUCUGGAAGACUGCUCUGAAUAUUACUCUUGCAUCUCGCUUCGACAAGGGUGGCUGCAGAGACUGUUCAUGUGCCCCAGUGGAACGCUGUUCAACGAAGUAACGGGAUCUUGUGAAGAUCCUUGCAAACGGACAAUGGUGUGCUAUGAGGAAGGCAGGUUCCCAGAUCCCCUUGACCGCCGCAGCUACUAUGAAUGCCUGAUUAUUGGUGGCCUAAUGAAGCGUGCCCGCUACCAGUGCCCCCAUGGUUAUGUAUGGAAAGCUGAUGAUGCUGGUGAGGGGGGGGCAUGUGGGGAAAAACCCCAUAAAGGCUCGGAAAUUGGGACACUUCCCCCGGGCUGUACAUCCCCCGGGGGCUUUGGGUCCUGA
Penaeus monodon (black tiger shrimp) is the source of this 1081-nucleotide messenger RNA. RefSeq lists its product as uncharacterized. Gene Ontology annotation, molecular function: chitin binding. Gene Ontology annotation, cellular component: extracellular region. The transcript is spliced from 4 exons. The record is from RefSeq and is a predicted model, not a curated record. NCBI's taxonomy places the organism in Eukaryota, Metazoa, Arthropoda, Malacostraca, Decapoda, Penaeidae. The coding region runs from base 83 to 1081 and encodes 332 amino acids.